Molecule: messenger RNA, 1221 nt
Organism: Gordionus sp. m RMFG-2023
Lineage: Eukaryota; Metazoa; Nematomorpha; Gordioida; Chordodea; Parachordodidae
Exons: 2
Coding region: 1-1221 (406 amino acids)
Source: RefSeq, a predicted model, not a curated record
AUGGUGGCACAAUUCAAAAAAGCAACUCCAAGGGUAUCAGAAAUUCCUCAACAUUUCGCAAGAAGUGUUCCUUUAAAUUUACAUUAUACCCUUAAACAUAAGGACACUGGACAUUACUUAGAAAUUGUGACCAUGGUUGAUGAGCACUGUAAUCAUGAUUUAAAUAGUAUUACUUUCCAAUCCUUACCUAAACAAAGAAUGCUUUCUGUGGAGGAAAGGCAAAUAGUCGAAAAUUCGUUAAAACUAAAGGCAAACAAGCUAAAAAUUCAGGAAUCUCUUCUGAAAAUGGGUAAAAAAAUGACACUUAAAGAUAUACAUAAUGUCCAGACAAAAAUUAAUAAAACCAAGACCAAUGACUUAGCAAGUAUUUUUGAACUAUUAAAAAGAGAUAAAGGAGCCAUUGUUGAGGUUGCUGAAGAAAAUGAUGUAUUGCUAGGUAUUUUCUUUCAGGACAGGAUAAUGCAACAAAAUCUAAAAAGAUUUCCUGAAGUUAUGUUUGUAGAUGCUACCUACAAAUUAAAUAAUUAUGGAAUGCCUUUAUUCAUCACUUUGGUUGUUGAUGGUAAUGGUGAGUCACAAAUCCUAUCACUUUGGCUUGUACAAAGUGAGAGCUAUAAGUGUGUCAAAACGAUGUGUGUUUAUAUGAAAUUCCAUAAUAAUAACUUGGAAGAUCUGGAGGUUAUUGUUGCAGAUAAAGAUAUGGCAGAUAGACAUGCCUUUUAUGAUAGUUUUCCUGGGGUGAGCAUACAUAUCUGUAUAUUUCAUGCUCUUAGAAUAUUUAAGAGAGAAAUUACAGUGGAUAAAAGAAAUAUCACCUCAUCUGAAAUUAAGAUAGUACUGGAUAUAUUACAAAAAAUGGUCUAUAGUAAGACAGAGGAUAUAUACAAUGAUCUACAUUCAAAACUUAUUGAAUUAGACAUGCCUCUAGUAUCAUUAUAUUUUAAUAUUAAGUGGCACCAUAUCCGGAAAGAAUGGGCGAUAUACUGGAGAAAUGAGUCACCACAUCUCCUCAAUCUAACCAAUAACCGGCUUGAAUCAUUAAAUCAAAAGAUAAAAAGAGUUGUUAACAAAUAUUCACCAUUAAACGACCUUUUUUCGGAUUUAUCAACAGUGGUUGGUUCCCAGGCAUAUGAAAGGCAAUUUAGAAAUAUAAUGAGUGUAGAGAGGCAACAGAUUGUCAUACGCAUCAUAUACCCCGAGCAUGCAUACUCCACUCUUUAA